Messenger RNA from Heterobasidion irregulare TC 32-1, 5400 nucleotides. RefSeq lists its product as uncharacterized. The coding region runs from base 1 to 5016 and encodes 1671 amino acids. The transcript is spliced from 7 exons. Gene Ontology annotation, biological process: peptidyl-serine phosphorylation; phosphorelay signal transduction system. Gene Ontology annotation, cellular component: nucleus; cytoplasm. NCBI's taxonomy places the organism in Eukaryota, Fungi, Basidiomycota, Agaricomycetes, Russulales, Bondarzewiaceae. The record is from RefSeq and is a predicted model, not a curated record. Gene Ontology annotation, molecular function: ATP binding; protein serine/threonine kinase activity.
AUGCCCUUCGUUCGCCGUCACGUAACAAGGCGCCUCAAGGCCGCAAAGUCAGAGUGCGACAAGGAGCUCCAGCGCGUCACCAACAGCAUCACCGCCUUCUUCGAAGAGCGGCUCCGCGAAGGUGAGCAGGAGUACCAGGAGCAGCUCGCACUCGGCAGAGAGCUGCGCGAGCGCGAGAGGGAGCGCGAAGUACUACACUCCCCCGACCCCGAAGCCCUGCGCGACGCUUUCGUCCUCCAGCCCGCAGACGUCAGGUCCGCGCUCCAGUCCGACGACGCAAGCUCCGACGGUGGCUUCUCAGAGUCCUUGUCCAAUGUCGCCCCCUUGUCCGCCAAUCGCCGCUCCUCUCGCAUCCUCAUCGAUGACCCCGUCGAUCCCAUCAUGACCACCCUCUACGAACUCAUCGGCGUCGCCACCGACGUGACGGAGAUGACCGUCGCUCAGCUCACCGUGCAGCCCAAGAUUUGUGAAUCCCUCGUUCAAAGGGUGCAGAUCAUCGGCAAGGCCUGGGACGACCACCCGGACUGGCACGGGCGGACCUGGUACGUACAGGUCCUCCUCGCCGUGGCCAGUCUCAGCCGAGUCGUCGAAUGGUGGGAGGCCGAAAAGCAGUUUUGGAACUUUGACGACAACGACGAUGAGCAGGACGAGGCCCUUCUCUUCGUCAUGAAACCGGCCGACGAGCAGCUCCCUGCUCCGACGCCCCGCUUGUCGGUCGAGGAAGAGAACAAGCUGCGUCUCUCCCGACCCACCAGCCAGGGCAAGAAGUCCAGGGACGAUGUCGGCAGAGACCAUCUGACGCCGGUCGCCCCACCGCCCGAGCCGUCGAGGACGGCAUCCAAGACCCUCGACACCGCCGAGUCUGCGCGGGUCUUGGCGACGGAGCGUCUGCGCUUGCAAGCCGAGACGGCGCAGAAUCGCAACAUCGUCCUCGAGCUCAACCUCGAUGGCGAUCAUCUCAUGUGGGUCAACUAUGCGUGGAACAUCGUCGUCGGCUCGGAUGCCGAAGAGAUGCAGGGCACCCGCAUCUCCCGUCUUCUUCAACCUCAGGACGUCAACGUGUUUCGCGACGCCACUCAGCGCUUGCAGGACGACGAUUCUCACACCGUGGAAGUCAAAUUUCGUUUGCAGAUCGAACCCGAGGACGAGCGCGAUCUGUCGAUGGGCACUCUUUACCAGUUGAUGGAGGGCAAGGGGAUGCUCAUGAUCGACCGCGACGACGGUCGCCUGUCUCAUACUAUGUGGGUCAUGAAACCCAUCGGCCCCCCGGAGUUCUUACAGUCCUCGCCGUCCAUCGUGGUCGAGAAUAAGGAAGUCCUCGAUGAGCCGUCACCAGACGAGGCGGGGGACCGCAGCUUCGAUGACCGCACAGAGGAGCCGCCCACGCCCCUGCCGUUCGCGCGUCCGAUCAACAUGACGCCGAUCCUGUGUCGGAUCUGCGAGAACAACAUCCCGCAAUGGUACUUCGAGAAGCACAACGAAACGUGCAGUGAGACGCACAGGCUGGAGGCCGAGAUCGGCGAGUGCAACGAGUCGAUAGCGGAACUGCGCACGACUAUUCGGGACCUCGCUUGCGCCUUGGACCGCUCGUCCCCGAUCACGAUUCCGGAGUACCGCGGCAUGCCCAUCAUGUCGUCGUCGUCCCCCGGUUCGUCGUCCCCGCUUCAUCUGUUCCGCAUCAGCAAGAUGCAGCGCUUCGGCGUCAAGAAGAUGCAGCGCCGCAUCCUGGAGCAGCUCGAGGACGUCCUUCAGGUCGCCUUUGAGAUCUCGAUUCCGUCUUUGAAGGAGGAGGAGGCCAAGGAGCCCAUCGAGCGCCAACGCUUGCUUUCGCCCAGCUCGGAGCGCAAGAUCUCGCAGAUCCGGAACUGGUCCAAGCCUUCGACCCAGGACAACGCCCUCGCGCAGCUCGUGCAGGACGCGGAGAGGGUCAUGCGGCAGAAGAUCGACACGGUCGUGCGCCUGCAGAACACGAUCAGGUACUCCGAGAAGGUCAGACAGGAGUGGGAGGAGCGGGUCGAGCAGGCGCUCGGGCAGGGCGACUAUUCGGACGAGCUGGAGGGAGAGGAGGAGGGGGAGAUGCGGAGUGAGGACGGGGCGGGUGAUGGCGACGACCACUCGAGCACCACUUCGGAGUAUGCCUUCAGCGGACACGAGCACUCAUCAGAUCCUACGCCGAUGGCGUCCGCAUCGCCCAUCCCUCCGGCGACCGUGCCUGAUGGGAACGCCGUGCCCAUGUCCGUCCCCGUGCCCAUGUCGCCCGCGCCGCCGACCCCGCUCGCGUACCAGUGGCAGAGCCUCGGCACCCUCCAAACGCGAUCGUCCACACCUUCGUCUGUCUCUUCCCCUCUGGCUCUGGCAGCGCCCAUCGUCGCUUCGCCUGGCAUUGACAUCACCGCGCUUCCGCCCCCUAUGGACUUGACCGGCGCGAGCUCGAAGAUCCGCCCACGCAGCUCGCUGCAGAACAUGGAUCCCAGAUUGAUGUUGACCCCGCCUUUGUCUCCCCUGGAGUCGAGCAGCCGACGGUCCCACCGACGGCACUCCACCGCGUUCCCUGUCGUCCUGAGCCCCUCUAUCACCGCCACCUCGUCCAGCGGCGGCCCUUUGUCGCCCCGACUGCCGUCCGUCGCGCCCCUGUCCCGCACGGCGCCGACGUCCAUCAAGGACUUUGAGAUUAUAAAGCCUAUCAGCAAGGGCGCCUUUGGCUCCGUCUUCCUCGCCAGGAAGAAGGCGACCGGGGACUACUACGCCAUCAAGGUGCUCAAGAAGGCGGACAUGAUCGCGAAGAACCAGAUCACGAACGUCAAGGCGGAGCGCAUGAUCCUCAUGAAGCAGGCAGAGUCGCCGUUCGUGGCGAAGCUGUUCUUCACGUUUCAAAGCAAGGAGAACUUGUAUCUCGUGAUGGAGUACCUCAACGGUGGGGACUGUGCUGCGCUUAUCAAGUCUCUGGGUGCGUUGCCCGAGGAGUGGACGAAGCAGUAUAUCGCAGAAGUCGUCCUUGGUCUGGAGUACCUCCACCAGCGCGGGAUCGUGCAUCGUGACCUCAAGCCUGACAACCUGCUCAUCGACCAGCAUGGACACUUGAAGCUCACGGACUUUGGGUUGAGCAGGAUCGGUUUGCUCGGACGUCAGACGCGCGAAGGACAGGUCGUGACCUCCGACAGAGGAAUGCGCUCUCGGACACGCUACAGUCCCCAUUCCCGCCCUCCCUCGAUGGACUCGGCCUAUCUGUCAUCCCCGCUUAUUCCAGCCGACAUCAUGGGUGUAGGUUCGUACUUCAGUCAGCUGCCAGCUCCGGUAUAUCGCCCCGGGACAGCCUCAUAUCUCUCCUCCACAGACGACGUCAGUGAAUCCAGCGGCUCCGAUUCUUUCUUCUCUCGCCGUAACGGGAACCAGAUGAACGACAGCCCCUUGCAGUCUUUUGCUACCGAGCUGACGACCGAUCUCCGUUCGCAUUCUACGCCGGGCAGCGGCACGCCUCCUAGUGAGCAGAAGUUUGUGGGGACCCCGGACUAUCUCGCCCCGGAGACCAUCCUUGGAUUGAGAGGCAAUGACGCGGCGGUCGAUUGGUGGGCUCUAGGAGUCAUCACAUACGAAUUCCUCUAUGGCAUGCCUCCGUUCCACGAGGAGACGCCGGAGAAAGUAUUCGAGAAUAUAUUGUCCGGGCAGAUUGACUGGAUGGAGGAAUACGUCGACUAUACUAUGGAGGCCAAGGACUUUAUGCAGCGGCUGCUGACUCUUGACCCGUCACGCCGACUGGGGGCGAACGGAGCGGAAGAAGCCAAGAGCCAUCCUUGGUUUGCGGGCAUUGAAUGGGACAAGGUGACCACGACCGAAGCGGCGUUCAUUCCUCAAGUGACCGAUCCCGAGUCCACGGACUACUUCGACCCGCGGGGCGCCAUCCUUCAACUCUUUGACGAGGAGCAUAUAUUGUCGAGCGGCACCGAUCACGGGCAGACAGGCGGCCUCGACGUCGCGCACUCCGAUGCGGUGCCGAUGCCCAAGGGUCGGGAGGCGGCCACGCCCCCAGAUGACGACUUUGGGACGUUCAGCUUCAAGAACCUGCCCGUGCUGAAGCAGGCGAACGAUGACAUGAUUCGCAAGCUCAGGACGGAUCAGAUGGCCCCCCUAACGCACACGCUGUCAGACCCUGCCGCGUCGCACGUCCGCAGACAGAGCAUCUCGCACCGGAACAAGAAACCGCCUUCCAGCGUGGUCACGACCUUCGACGGUAAUGGCAGGCCGUCGACCAACCCGCCGUCCCCGGCAACCUCCACCUCGUCGAUUGCGUCCUCCCCUUCUCGGGGCAGCAUACCGCCCUCCACGCCUGGGAGUGUCGCGGGUCAUAUCAGGAAGCCGUCCGAAUACGGCGCCGUCGAGCGGUUCAAGCUCAAUCACAUGGACGCGGACGGGAAUCGUCGCAAUUCGAUGCCCAGUAGACUGCGCACCGCUUCCGUGUCUUCCAGCAUGGGAGACGGGUCCGUCUCAGACGCGUGGCCUCCUUCCGUGGGUCAGGCGUCGACCCAAUUCGAGGUCAACACGCCGCCGUCGUCGGUCGCGUCUAUCGACCUGAGACGAGGGCCGGACCCCAACGACCGUGCCGUGACGUGCCUCUUGGCCGAAGACAACCCCAUCACUGCUAAAAUCAUCGAGACCCUGCUCAUAAGGCUGGGAUGUCGAUGUGUCGUGGUUGCGGACGGGUCGGAAGCCAUCAGCGUCGCCAUGGGCGAUAUCAAAUUUGACUGCAUACUGAUGGACUUACACAUGCCGGUCGUCGAUGGCGAGAGCGCUGCUCGGUAUAUCAAAAGUACUAAUAACAAGAACACGAGCACUCCGAUCAUCGCCGUGAGCGCGUACAGCGGCAUCGACAACAACGACGCGAGCAAUUUGUUCGCGGCCUCGCUCGCGAAGCCUUUGCAGAAAGCCAGUCUGCUGGCGGCCAUGCGCCAGCUCGGGUUCAAGACAUCGACCGCACCCGAAUCGGCCCAUGGGACCGGCAAAACAUUGACCACGCGAUGACAUUACGAUUAACGACACUCCUUCCUCAACUGCGCAUCUGUUUUUUUUUUCUUUAUGUUUUUUUCUCUCUCUCUCUUUCUCUCUCCCUAUGGAUUUCAAUGUCUAUUUCACGCUCUGCAACACUCUCAUCUUCGUUCCUCUCUCUCUCACUCUCUCACUAUGGUUUUUUUUUGUCAUAUCAGCAUCAAUCACAUUUCUUUUUCUCAGCAUCCCAAUCCCCCCUUGCCCUCUGCCCACCACGCCACCCCUUCUGCCGUCAAUCGUCCUCCACCGUCACCCCCACCUCGCAUCGCUCACCUGCAUUGUACGCUAGAAAUUAUCGAGACACAUUUAGUGCGUGCGCUAUUUGCCUGUACACAAUUCCAUCUUUUCAGCGUUGAACCG